AUGCUGUCGCUGAUCAGAGCGGCAUCCUCAAGGACAGCUCUCAAAGACAGGAGAUCAGCUCAACGGUUACUGCGGACAUUGCAUUCGGCACCUCUCGACCACCGGCCGCUCCGUGCUACCGCCACUCUCAAUGCCGCUAAGUCCGUUCGCUCAAGGCAUAUCCAUCAGUCGACACGACUUUUCGCGGUUGCAGCUGUGCCGGAACCCUCUAGCGACGCUACACCAAAAAAGACACCCGACUCUGACAGCAACAAGGAGUCGGCGGGAAGCACAGUAGACACCCCAUCCUCAACCCGGCAACCAGCAACAGGAGCAGCGUCGCCCUUGGCAAAGCGUCGGGCGAAAUUACAGCGUGCGAUCGGUCGUGCAACUCUUCGGACGUCUCUCGCAGCUGAUCCAACGGCCAAGGUCUACGUCCCCUCGAUCCCAGAGUCGUUCAUAGCCACUCAUUAUCACCCAGCUUUGUCAUUAUCAGUCGAUAACAAGACUACCUUCGCCAGUCUCCCGUAUCAUAUCCACCAGAGCGUUCAGGACGAAGUUCUCAAUACGAUUGCGUCAUGUCUUUUGACGCCCGCUGGACCCCAGGCACAUAUCCAUAGGAUGCCAGCCAGACAUAACAAUGUCUUGCUGAGCUCACCCUCAGAAGGGUCGUCGCAGAUGCUGGAGGCGGUUACUAUGGUCGCAGCAAGGAAAGUCGGCGCCAGUGUGAUCACCAUCGACGUCCAAGAUCUCAUGGAGCUCACCCCAGACAUGUUCAACAGCAAGAGCACUGGCAACCCUUGGCCGGUGGAUUUCUUGGCCCGUGGGUUCAACCCUUUCGUGUCGUCGCCCAUCCCAAUCGAGUUUCUGGAGGACCUGGAUGACAGCUCUGACGAUGAGUUUCAGGACGAUGCGGAUGAUGAUGAUGACCAGGACGACAACGACCGUGCCAGUACCCCAACCGCCGUGUUCGUAGACUCCAGAAUCUUUUCCAAAGGGCGCCAUGGAAGUGGCAGCGGUCGUCAUGGACAUUCAUCUUCUGCUCUCUCGCUUAAGGAGAAGUUUGAAAAGUUCUGGACGGCUCUCCUACUUGCCGAGCCCAAAACAUCGUCAGCAUCGUCAACAUCAGCAGCGGCAGCGACGACAAGGACGACAAGGACGACUGCUGGAUCCGGAGAUACCCCAGCGACAACGUCAGCACCCAAGAUCUUGUUCUUGAGGGAUAUCGCCGAUAUUAUUCAUACCUCCCUCGGCUCUACUUUGAUACCCUCCCUGACCAGUGCUGUACAUACUCUCCGCAAGGCUGGUCAUAAUAUCAUGGUCGUCGCAGGACAUUCGCCCUCACUCUUGACAACCCGACAGGAUGACCAACACAGCGGCGAUGGAGGAUUUUUGGACGGCCAGAGUCUUGGAAACGCCUAUUCGGAUGAUACAGAAGUGACCAAGGAGAUGUCUCUGGUUACCAUCCUUCAGAAACUGAGAUCGCCGACGUCAGCAGAUUCAGGUCGCUCUGCUAUGGGACCUAAUGCGUCUUCCAUGUUGCUUACAUCACUUGCAUACGAUACCUUCCCAGGACCAACGCAGACCUUUCACCACAUCUCUAUCCCACCCUUUGUCCCCCCGCCCACUGCUUCGACAACUACAGCAAAGAUGGGGACAGGGAGCCUCACUCACCCAGUCGACAGAGAAACUCAGCAGCGGUACGCACUUGAGAAUGCGCAGCAGCUGAGGCAGGACAAGGCAGAGAGGAUCAAGCAGGUCAACAGUCGUAAUAUGCUUGCGGUCCUUCAGUUCCGAGGAGGCGUCCUGUCAGAGUCAGAGUCACCUUUGCAGGCGUUUGGAUCGCUUCGUGGGAUUGACACGGAAGUCUGGGGCUUUGGCAAGGUGUACAGGGUCAUCUCGAACGCUCUUGGAACCUUGUACUUGAGCGAUUUGGAGGCACGAGGAGGAGAGGGUGUUAGUACUGGGAAGGCUGCGGUGCUGUCGGAGAGCCAUUUUAGAGGAGCGUUGGAGACGUCAAACGAGAAUGCUAGGCUGCGAAAGGUAAUUGCGACGUCAGAUUGGACCGGUAACAAGAAGGCACCUAUGGCCAAACCCUUGGUCCGAGCUGAGGAUUGUAACCGAUACGAGCGCAAGUUGCUCGGCAGCAUUGUCGAUCCAGCAGAAAAGAUCAAGACAACGUUCAAGAACACGAUUACGCCUGCAGAGACUGUCAACGCCCUUCAGACCAUGAUCACCCUGCCCCUCAUCCGCCCUCAGCUGUUCUCACAAGGACUCCUCCAGAAUGAAUUCCUGUCAGGACUACUGCUCUUUGGCCCUCCAGGAACGGGAAAGACCUUGCUGGCCAAGGCUGUCGCCAAAGAGUCUGGCGCCAGGAUGCUCGAGAUCAAGGCAUCUGAUAUCUUUGACAUGUAUGUCGGCGAAGGCGAGAAGAACGUCUCGGCAGUUUUCAGUCUGGCUCGGAAACUGUCUCCCUGUGUUAUUUUUCUGGAUGAGGUCGAUUCUAUUUUCAGGGCUCGCAGUCUUGGAGGCGCUGGUGGUGGAGGUAGCGGCGGACAUUCAAGUCAACGCGAGAUUUUGAACCAAUUUAUGGUUGAGUGGGAUGGUCUUCGGUCGAGUGGGCAGAACAACGGGAUUGUGGUCAUGGCGUCGACAAACCGACCCUUCGAGUUGGACGAUGCCGUUUUGAGAAGGUUGCCACGGAGGAUCUUGGUAGAUCUGCCGUCAGAACAGGCGAGGGAGAAGAUCUUGAAUGUGUAUUUGAGCCAGGAGACACUGGAUGCGGGCAUUGAUGUCAAGGAGCUCGCCAAGAAGACGGCAUUGUUCUCGGGAAGCGAUCUCAAGAACUUGUGUGUCUCUGCUGCUUUGGCAUCUGUUCGUGAGCUUGUUGAGGGAGAAGUCAAGGCGCUUCAAGGUGGUGAUGCUGCCUCUGCAGACGAGUUUGUGCCUGACGUGUCGGUGAUGGUCGCGAAUGACAAGGACAAGGAUGCCAAGGAGAAGGACAAGGUUCUGGAUCUUUCGCCCCUUCUGGACCAGUACAAACAGGAGGCCCUCGCCAAGAUCACUGCACCAGCACCAUCAUCCCUUAUAACCUCGGUCACAGAGACGACGGCGGCGACGCGUGUGAUCCAUAAGAGACAUUUCGACAAGGCCCUGGCUCAGAUCACACCAUCGUGCUCUGAGAAUAUGGAGAGUCUGACUGAGCUGAGAAAAUGGGAUGGGUUGUAUGGCGAUGGUGGAAGGGGACGGCGCAAGGGCAUCAAGAGCUUAGGAUUUGAGGUUGAAUCUGACACCGUCAACAAAAGCAAGCCGCUGUAG
This is a messenger RNA of Linnemannia hyalina, 3297 nucleotides long. NCBI's taxonomy places the organism in Eukaryota, Fungi, Mortierellomycota, Mortierellomycetes, Mortierellales, Mortierellaceae. The record is from the annotation of a GenBank genome assembly.